This is a messenger RNA of Cuscuta campestris, 2199 nucleotides long. The record is from the annotation of a GenBank genome assembly. Lineage: Eukaryota; Viridiplantae; Streptophyta; Magnoliopsida; Solanales; Convolvulaceae.
CUUCGAUUCAAAAAACUGCCCGGCUUCUCCUGCUAUUUCCGAGUCUUCUAAUCGUUUCCAAGUAAGUCUCUCCUUCCCUUUCUGAGUCAUGUCAGACCGUGAGGAUAGCCAGAACCCGUCCGUUCACUCCUAUGGUUCUGGUGGCUGGUCUCCAACACCUAGUUCCUCUUCUUCUUCAUCCUCUGAUUCCGAGCGCCCGGCUACUUCUCCACAGAAGAAGCCGGUUGAUGCUUCCGCUUGCGCUCCUUCUUCUUUCGCGGCGCAAGUGGUCUCGGUUGCCCAGACCGGGGAUGAGGGCUUCAUCCAGCUAGACGACCGGUUGCUCCAAGAGCUACCGUCGUAUAUGCAGAAGCCCCAAGUCCACGAGCUGCGCAAUCUGAUGCCUGAUGGGACUUGGGGUGAAUUCUCUAUUCACCCAUUCAAAGUCCUUUUCCUUGAAACCUACGGGAUCAUGCCCGGGCAAUUGGCCCCAAAUGGUCAUCGUCUGUUGAGCAGCUUCAUCAACGUCUGCCGGUUUCUCCGUAUUCCCCUCUCUCUUCGUCUCUUUGAUCACAUGUUCGAUGUCCGGCCCGGGUCCAAGGAAACCCUUGGAUUCGUGGUGGUGUCCUCCCACCAAGGCCGGGCAUUCCUCUGUGGCCUUCCACCUUCUAACAAGAAGUGGAAGGACAAAUACGUGUCCAUCAAAUUCCCCCCGGCCUCUUUUCCUUUCGCCCAAAAUGUCUGGGGGAAGAGGAUGAGGCGUCAGGUCAAACCUGCGGAGGCUGAUGACCUAGCUACUUGGGAAGCCACUCUCCGGGCCGGGGACGCCUCCACCCGCAGUCAGUACCACGUCGGGAAGUGGGGCGUCUACCCCGGCCGGGAGACCGACCCCGAGCCAGAGAUUGUUCUGCCCGGGACCAUCCCCGAAGCCAUCCCCAUCAGUCGGGCGAUGAGAUCCAAAGCCAAGGCCACAGUCGUCGCCGGUCCUUCACGCCCGGCGAAGAAGAAGAAGGAGAAAGUGGUUGAGGAGCCCUCCACCGCUCAGCCACUCAACCCUCCAUCCGGCCAGCCCUUCUUCCUAGAGGAGCAACCUACCCAAUCCCAUCAGGGAACCAACCAGCCCCUUCACUCGGGGGAUCUCUACCUCAAUGUAGAGACCUUCGAGUUUGACACCCUGAUGGGGGAGAAUGGGCAUACCUCUCAAGCCGGCCAGGCGGGUCAACCCAACGUGGACGGCGAAGGCGAAGAAGAGGCUGCUGAAGAGUCCCUUCAGCGGAAGAGGCGGAGGACUGAAGAGGUCAACCAGCCGGCUCACCAAGGACCCAUAGUGCCCCGGUCUCCACUUCUGAUGAGCCGGUCGAACGAGGAGCUUUUCCAAGCUUUUCGUGCCGACCUGUCUGAGGUCGGCCGGAUCGGGGAGGAGUACUUCGCCCGGCUGGUGAAGUCGGCGGAUGAGGAGAAGGCCCGGAUGGAGGCCAUGAUGGUCCAAUGCCGGAAGGAUGCUCAGGCCGCCCGUGAAUACGCGGAGAAAACGGAGGCGAAGUGGCUGGAGCACUGCACGGUCUACCGUCAGCUCUACGCCAAAAACGACGGCCUUCUCAAGGCCGCAAAAGAGGCCGAUGAGCAGGCCGAGGUCAAGAUCCAACAGCUGGAGGCCGACAAUGCCCGGUCAGCUGAGGAGAUUGCCCGUCUGAGCGAUGAGCUGGAGAGAGAGCAAUCGGAGCGGGCUGCCGUUGCCGCUGCCUGGGCUGCCCAAGCGCCUGAGGAGUUCGCUGCUAAGGCACUUCCUGACCGGGAGACAGCAAUCUGCUUCUUCCAAGGUCUGUAUAAGCACCCAAUUUCGGCCGGCAUUGUGGACGAGAUUGGGACUUAUGGCUACGAAAGUGGCCAGUGCUCUGAGCGAAAGGCCCUCUACGGCAUCCUUGAGCAGCGGAUUCAAGGCUUUCGGCCGAAGGCUCUAUCUCUGCCCGAGCUGCAUAGCGAGGCACCUGAACCUCCCUUCCCGGGCAUCUGAUCCAUCCGACCUUCUUUUUUUUUUAUGUUUUGAUGUAAUGAUAUGCCUCCGGGCACUUGUGUAACACUGAAAUAUUAAUGAAAAAAUUUCUACAUCAUGUGUUGAGUACUUUAUUUUUUUUCUGUCUCAUUAAUAAUUUUUUUUUUUUAACUCGGAUUCUUCAACCGUUUAGAUUAGUAGAUAACAGCCCGACUGUAACUACCCGG